Messenger RNA from Notothenia coriiceps (black rockcod), 2605 nucleotides. Its product is annotated as coiled-coil domain-containing protein 50-like. Gene Ontology annotation, molecular function: ubiquitin protein ligase binding. The transcript is spliced from 6 exons. The record is from RefSeq and is a predicted model, not a curated record. NCBI's taxonomy places the organism in Eukaryota, Metazoa, Chordata, Actinopteri, Perciformes, Nototheniidae. Gene Ontology annotation, cellular component: cytoplasm. The coding region runs from base 28 to 423 and encodes 131 amino acids.
AAGAGGAAGUAGAUCGAGGCCAGCAAGAUGCAUGUGCGUUCAGCUCAAGUGGCGCAGGACGAGGAAAUCGCCCGACUGUUAAUGGAACAAGAGAAGAAGGAGUACAGGAAGAACCGAGAUCGGGAGAAAGAGCAGGAGAAGGAUAAAGACAGGGAGAGGUAUGCCCAGGAGAAGAUGGCAUAUGAAAGGGGGCGACCAGAGGGAGACUACCGGCCCAGCUCGGAGGAAGUGGUCCGGCCCAGAACACGAGACGAGCAAGAACACCAGCGGCAGAGGCACCACAACAAGCCCUCCAGGCCUCCCCAGCCUCGUGGACAGGACUAUGAGAACGUGAAUGCUGGCUACGGCUACUCGGACCAUGCACCCCCCCGCGCUCCCACCAGACCCGAGGCUCAUAUCAGAGGUGCCUAUUACAAGCGGUGACUCCGGCUCUCUACCCUGUCCAGACAUACUGUCAGUCCUCCUUCGUCCUUUAUUUUUUAUUUAUCUUUUUGUUUUACUCUCUGUCGACCAAAAGCUUGUCGGCAAUGGGAUUAUCUUCUUUUUUUUUUUAAAUACCCUCCAAAGUUGGCCCGGAGUUAGGUAAGUGGGUCUCUGAGUGAUGCAACUACACUUAUCUGUCCCUUUUUUUAUUUGUAAAUUGUGUUAUUAUUUAUUUUAACUGACUCAACAUCCAGACAAGCCAAAAGCCUUGUGACACAAACUCCCCCUGAUUCUUAGCUGUCAAAAAGUAGAGGCUCCUCCCCUUCUGUGGUCAACAUGUGCUGAUGCUCCUGUCAUCACAAGGGCUCAAUGCCUCUGCUGGAUAUGACUGUGCAAUCUCCAAAUUCCUCUCAUGGACGUGCCUGCCUGGUCCAACGCGGCUGCUAGUGUCUUACAUACCAACAUGGCAGCUGCUUUAUACCUCAUGCUGCAGUUCUGUUGUCUUAUCAUGCUGUGCUACGAGGCUACAGGCCCUCUCCAUGUGCCACACAGCGCACCACUCCUGUUAUUCAAAAAUAAGCCUUUAUCAAGAUGCUGGUAGUUUUGCUUCGACAUGUUUUACCACCUUGUUCCAGGGCAGAGGAGGUGGAGCUUUGUGAUGAUCCAUGGACUUUUAAUUGGCUGUAGGCUGUCUUCUUCUUCUGCUUGUGAGGGGCACUGUUUAAGCCCCAUCACCCUUAAAACUGUGGAUGGAUGAUAUUCUGUGUAUGACUCACUGUUUCUAUGUGCAUGCUUACUGAAAGUGUACAACUGUGUACAUGCAUUUCAGCUCUAUACCAAGUUAUCUGGCUCCCUCUUUAUUGUUAAAGCCACAAAAAGCCAAUAAUAUCUUUCUUUGUGAAUGAACAAAAUAUCUUAGCUCAUAUGCUGCUGUGAAAUAUAUCACUUUCCUGCCAUUAUUUCUUAUCAGCUUGUCAUUCGCAAACCAAAACUGGCCCAUAAAAGAACCAGUACCCAAAUGAAAUGCAUGUACAUUGCUUGUCUGUGUCAAAGCUGAAUUCAUGCUUGUGCUUAUAUGCACUUGUUGUGGGAUUGAAUAUACGCUCUUUUAUUUAAAAGUAAAUAUCAUAUUUUUGUUUAUUUUUUAAUUGUGCCACCAAAUUAUGUUCCCUAGAGUGAAAAAUACAAGAUUCUCUCAUUAGUCCCUUGAUUGUGUGUCCAACGUUUCUUUCUUUUUUUUAAUAAAGGGACCCUUUUUUAUUUAAUUUUUUUACCACUGUUUUGUUGGUUUUUCCGAUUAUUUUGUUUCUUUAAUUUCCAUUCCCCAAAGCUUUCCCGCAGUAACUUCAAUCUGUUUCUUUGUCUAAAGCUCAAAGGCAGCCUUCAUUUCCUGCUGGUAGAAAAACAAACAUUCCCACAGUGGAAGUGCAUCUGGAUGGAGGGAAAUCGGCCAGAGGAUCAGUUUAAAUAGAUAUAACUGCUCAAAGGGACCUAUUUUAGUGUUUUUAUUACUCUGGGAUCCAUUAUUUUCUGUUCAUAUUGAAUAAUAAGGAUGUUAAGAAAAGUAAAAAGCACAUUCAUGCUUUUGAGUUUACCGAAACGUUUGUGAUUCUGUCUUUCCAACAUUUAGUGCUGCCUCCAAGUCCUCUUGUUGUAUUAAAAUGUCUUCUUUCAAAAAUGAUUCCCUCCCUGUUCAGAGAAAGUGUAAGAUGUUUGUAUUGCCAAGGACAAACAAGCAGGUGUUGUUGAAAUAUGAUAUGUGCUAGUUGCUGUUGAAAUAAUGAGAUUCGUGCCAUGUGUUUGUAAUUUUUCAGGGACUUGAAAAUGGGAAAACCUAGAGUUGUGGUUGUAGCAGAGAAACCACACCUACCGAGGUGGGACUCCUUAUUUAGUAUUUGGUGAGAGCACCACCUUGUGGACAAUUGAAACAACACAAAUGAUAUCUGAUUGGAGUCGUAGUGAACUUGUGGAUAUUGCGCAUCAGACAUUAUUUUGGAAUAGAGUGCUGUCAACAAAGUGCUACAUACAUAUUUUUCUUUAAUCCAGGGCUUGUAUGCAAUCUACCAAUCAUGAAUCAGCACAUAAUGUGUUGGCAUUUGCUGUAACAGAUUUUUAAAGUAAAACAAAUGAAGUUGAUUUUACCUAUAGCAUCUCAAAAAUGUAAUAAAUUUCAGCAUUUCCA